This is a messenger RNA of Cylicocyclus nassatus, 1777 nucleotides long. The record is from the annotation of a GenBank genome assembly. NCBI's taxonomy places the organism in Eukaryota, Metazoa, Nematoda, Chromadorea, Rhabditida, Strongylidae.
AUGGGAUUGAUGUGCAGUACUUGGAGGAUCCACUACUUGAGAACAUCAAAAUCUGACAAUGCGCAUUGUGAACCUUGGGCUCCGCCUCUUAUUAGGGCAGUGAUGUUGUCGGAUGGUGAGAAGAAGCUAAGCAAGAACGAACAGAAAAGGCUAGCGAAGCAAGCGCAGAAAGAGAAGGAAAGGCUGGAAAAAGAGGCAAAGAAAAAUGCGGAAGCUCCGAAGGCAGGAAAAACAGAAAAGCAUGUCAAAGAGGCUGAUCCGUCUGAUCCUCAAGAAUAUUACAAAAUGCGAGUUGAAAUGAUCAACAGCCGAAGGGCAGCUGGCGAUAAUCCAUUCCCUCACAAGUUCAAUGUGACAUCAUCGAUAGCGGCAUUCAUUGAGAAAUAUGAACAUUUGAAGAACGAGGAAGUUUUGAAUGAUGUACGGGUCAGCAUUGCUGGACGCAUUUACUCAAAACGUGAAUCGGGUAAGAAUCUAGUCUUCUACGAUGUCCACAAUGGUGGCACUCGUCUCCAGGUCAUGGCAAACGCUAGGUAUCAUGCUGCUGGUGCUGAAGACUUUAGCACGGUGCACGAACGCAUCCGACGUGGAGAUAUCGUUGGAUUCAGUGGUCAUCCUACAAGGUAUCGUAUGCGUUACCUAGACCUCAUUCUCAACCCACAAGUGAAAGAUAAGUUUGUGGUACGUAGUAAACUCAUCACAUUCUUGCGAAGGUAUCUCGACAACCUGGGCUUUCUGGAAGUUGAAACUCCGAUCAUGAACCAAAUUGCUGGUGGUGCUACUGCAAAACCAUUUGUUACCCAUCACAAUGAGCUAGAUAUGGAUCUCUUCCUGAGAGUCGCUCCUGAGCUUUACCAUAAGAUGCUAGUAGUUGGUGGAAUCGAUCGAGUUUAUGAAGUUGGCCGCUUGUUCCGUAAUGAAGGCAUUGACAUGACGCACAAUCCUGAAUUUACAACUUGCGAGUUCUAUAUGGCAUAUGCUGAUUACGAGGAUCUAAUACGAUUAACUGAAGAUCUGCUCAGUAAAAUGGUCAUGUUCAUUCACGGUACAUACAAGAUCGUUUACCAUCCGAAUGGACCUGGAGUCGAACCAGCUAUGGAAAUUGAUUUCACUCCACCCUUCAAACGUGUGAACAUGUACGAAGGACUAGAAAAGGCUUUGGGCGUGAAGCUACCCUCUCCGGAUACCCUGAAGACAGAGGAGUCUCGCGAAUUUUUCGAUAAGCUGUGCCGUGACAAAAAUGUGGAAUGCGUAGCGCCGCGAACAACAGCUCGUCUCCUGGAUAAGCUGGUGGGAGAAUUCCUUGAGAGCACUUUCAUAUCGCCUACAUUCCUCAUUGGACAUCCACAAAUAAUGAGUCCUCUUGCCAAAUGGCACAGAUCGGUUCCUGGUCUCACUGAGAGGUUUGAGUUGUUCGCUGCAACAAGAGAAAUUGCUAAUGCGUACACGGAGUUGAAUGAUCCCAUCAGACAAAGACAAAGCUUUGAACAGCAAGCUGCUGACAAGAGCGCUGGAGACGACGAAGCUCAGUUGAUUGACGAGAAUUUCUGUACUGCCCUCGAAUACGGGCUACCACCUACUGCCGGUUGGGGAAUGGGAAUUGACCGCUUGACCAUGAUCUUGACUGAUAGCAACAAUAUUAAGGACGUUCUCUUCUUCCCAGCUAUGCGACCGGAUGAACAAGGGCAAUCGUUGGAGAAUGGGUUAGAAAAUGAUUCAAAUUGUUGAAUCUGCUUCUUUUGUUAUUCUGGUGUUCUGUUUGUUUGGGUGUGUUAAA